Messenger RNA from Triplophysa dalaica, 837 nucleotides. Its product is annotated as trypsin-1-like. Lineage: Eukaryota; Metazoa; Chordata; Actinopteri; Cypriniformes; Nemacheilidae. Gene Ontology annotation, molecular function: serine-type endopeptidase activity. The record is from RefSeq and is a predicted model, not a curated record. Gene Ontology annotation, biological process: proteolysis.
AUUUCUCAUUCUUGGCUUGUUUUCCGUGUCAGCCCAUACACAGUGCAUGUGAACUUGGGGAAAAUAACACUACAGGGAGUUAUUGCCAAUGAAAUCACCAGAAAUGUCUCCCAGAUCAUCCUUCACCCCCCUUACAACACCAUCACCAAUGACAACGACAUUGCUUUACUUCACCUGUCCUCCCAAAUCACCUUUAACGACGACAUUAAACCCGUCUGUCUGGCAGCUGGCGACUGUGUCUUUUAUUCUGUCACCAGAAGCUGGAUCCCAGGCUGGGGAAAUAUUGGAUCUGGUGUCAGUUUACCUGCUACUGGAGUUCUGCAGCAAGCAAUGUCAGUGGUAAAUAAUUCUCAAUGCAAUAAUCUUUUGCGUGCUGGAUCUGUCACCAACAACAUGAUGUGUGCUGGUUUACUGGAGAGAGGCAAAGAUGAAUGCCAGGUACGUUCCGGUCCACCCCUGUUGAGCCAGCAUUGUUCAGUGUUGGUUCAGUCUGGUAUCACCAGCUGGGGUUACGGCUGUGCUGAUUUCAAUACACCUGGUGUGUACACCCAGGUGUCAAUCCGUUCUUGUGUCUUCAAAGAUGUGGAGAGAAGCCAGACAAGCGCAACAUCUACCACUGCAAUACUGGCCGAGGAGCAGACAGGGAAAAUAAAUUACCCCAGGGCGGAGAAGCACCUGGAAGGAGCAACAUCGACCUCAGAUCGUGAUGCUCAACCAGAACCCCGGCCUGAUCGGCUGACUCCGCCUGCAAAACAAGAGAAACUGCGACAGGAGACGGGGCAGGGCCAAGACUUGACUUAUGUCAAGAUCGACUCCAAGCUAACACAGAAUUACUAG